This is a messenger RNA of Neogale vison (American mink), 2351 nucleotides long. RefSeq names its product caspase 9 (gene CASP9). Lineage: Eukaryota; Metazoa; Chordata; Mammalia; Carnivora; Mustelidae. The record is from RefSeq and is a predicted model, not a curated record. The transcript has 9 exons. Gene Ontology annotation, biological process: intrinsic apoptotic signaling pathway in response to DNA damage; apoptotic process; proteolysis. The coding region runs from base 40 to 1395 and encodes 451 amino acids. Gene Ontology annotation, cellular component: cytoplasm.
GCGGACCGAGGACGCUCGGGUUCCCGCUGUCUGGCUGCGAUGGACGAGGCGGACCGGCAGAUCCUGCGGCGGUGCCGGGUGCAGCUGGUCAACGAGCUGCAGGUGGCCCCGCUCUGGGACGUUCUGCUGACCCGCCAGCUCUUCACGCCCGCCAUGAUCGAGGACAUUCAGCAUGCAGGCUCAGGGUCUCGGAGCGAUCAGGCCAGGCAGCUCGUCAUAGAUCUAGAGACCCGAGGGAGCCAGGCCCUUCCUUUGUUCAUCUCCUGCUUAGAGGACACAGACCAGAACAAACUGGCUUCAGUCCUGAGAGCGCGUUGGCAAGCGGAAAAGCAGAAUCCAGAGGUCAUCAGACCCCAGGACCCCAUGCCUGUCGUGGUUAGAGUAUUGGGCCUCACACCAGAGGAUCUCAGAGGGAAGCAAGGUCCAUCAAAGGCGACUCCUGGAAAACUCGCUCCAGUGGUGCUAGGGCCUGAGCAGCUCUGGCCAGCCAAGCUCAGUCCAGAGGUUCUCAGACCAGAGAUGCCCAGGCCAGUGGACAGUGGCUCUGGACGAUUCAGUGAUGUAUGUGCUCAGGAGAUUUCCAAGCAAAAUGCUGAUUUGGCCUACGCCCUGAACGCUGACCCCUGCGGCCACUGCCUGAUCAUCAACAACGUGAACUUCUGCCCGGAGUCGAGGCUCACGGCCCGCACCGGCUCCAACAUCGACUGUGAGAAGCUGCGUCAACGCUUCCACUUGCUGCAUUUCAUGGUGGAGGUGAAGUGCGACCUGACAGCCAAGCAAAUGGUCCAGGCUUUGGUGGAGCUGGCGCGGCGGGACCACAGCGCCCUGGACUGCUGCGUGGUGGUCGUCCUCUCCCACGGCUGUCAGGCCAGCCACCGCCAGUUCCCAGGGGCUGUUUAUGGCACGGACGGAUGUCCUGUGGCCAUCGAGAGAAUUGUGAACAUCUUCAAUGGAGCCGGCUGCCCCAGCUUGGGAGGGAAGCCCAAGCUCUUCUUCAUCCAAGCCUGCGGUGGGGAGCAGAAAGACCAUGGGUUUGAGGUGGCCUCCGCUUCCCCCGAAGACAGGACCCCAGGCAGUGACCCUGAGUCAGAUGCUGUCCCGUUCCAGGAAGGCCCAGGCCCCUGUGACCAGCCGGACGCCGUGUCUAGUUUGCCCACACCCAGUGACAUCUUUGUGUCCUACUCCACCUUCCCAGGCUUUGUUUCCUGGAGGGAUACCAAGAGCGGCUCCUGGUAUGUGGAGACCUUGGAUGGUGUUUUUGAGCAGUGGGCUCCCUCUGAAGAUUUGCAGACCCUCCUGCUCAGGGUCGCUAAUGCUGUUUCGCAGAAAGGGAUUUAUAAACAGAUUCCCGGUUGUUUCAAUUUCCUCCGGAAAAAACUCUUUUUUAAAGUGUGAUGAGGGCCAGGGCCCCUCCCCUGUUCACCUUGCUUUACUGUUCACUCCAAAACCUUCCUGCCCACGGAGGAAGUGGCCUGGGCCCACGGCAGCUGAGGCCCCGUCUGUCCUACAGCCGUGGCUGUCAUUCUUUAAAGGGGUUUGUGGCCUGUCGUGGGUCUACUCUUUCCUCACUGGUGGCCGACAGGCUCUUAGCAGCUUCCACGUUGGAGACAAAUGACGGGAGACAGAGGAGGAGGAGCGGAAGAUGGCCAAGGACAUCACAGGGUUCUUCCCAGUGGCCCUUUCUCCAGCCAGUGGCUGGGGCCUGUCAUUCCACUGUCGUCACUAGAGGACGGCUUCUCAGCCUCAGUACUGUUGACAUUUGGGGCCAGAUAAUCCUCUGUUGUGGGGCCACCCUGGGCGCCGGAGGGAGUUUAGUGGUGUCCCUGGUCUCUGCCCACAGACGCCUGUACGCCUCUCCCUGAGUCGUGACAACCAAAAAUGUCUUCAGACAUUGCCAGGUGUCCCCUGGUGGGACCCCUGGCUUGAGAACCACUGAUUUGUGGAAAUUUUGGCUACAAACAAACGAGCGUCUGUCUUAGAUCAGCAAGUUUGGGGCUACUGGAGUCUGGACAGCUGGAGUCUGUGAAUCCUAAAUGAAGUUCUAAGUUACCAAUUUUUCUUAUGUUCCAGUAUUCUUAAAAAAAAUUUUUAGGUGAAUAUAGACACUUUUUUUUUUUUCGCCUAUUGCCCCCCUCAUUUUGUUCCAACUGUUUGUUUUUCCUUAUAAAGGAGUUUUUUGCCUUUUUAUUUCUAUUUUUUUUUUUAAAGAUUUAUUUGAGUGAGAGAGAGAGAGAGGGGAAGGGCAGACGGAGAGAAAGUCCCCAACAGACUCUACCCUGAGUGCAGAGCCCAACUCCAGGCUCAGUCCUAUGACCCUGAGAUCACGAGCCGAAACCAGGAGUCAGAUUCUC